UACAUAGAUAUUACUUCCAACCAAGGAACAUGGAGUAGUCCAGCUGGAAAUUUGCUCAGAUAUAGGUGCAUAUUUAAUAAUAUUUAAAAAUCAACAAUCAUAAAUAAAAGUGAGGAGCGAUCACAACUUGAAAAUGAUGAACGUUGCAUCCUUGUCGAACGAGGGGAUGGAGAAAGUGCAAGGAGUGUUGAAAAAGGCAUCAAUCAUUGAAACGGUAUUUUGGAUCAUCCUUGGACUUUUGGUUGGCACGCUGUUCCUAUUGUUCCAGACCAGCACCAGUGUCAACGUUUGUAUCGUCAUUGCAAUUACAAUUGUACUCGGACUAAUUUCCGGGAUCACUUUGUUCCUAGCAGUGGAAAAGGAUGCAAAUGUCCUCUUCAAAGUGUGGUUUGUGGCGUCAGUAUUACUUAUAAUUUGUUUCGUGGCAUGCAUCAUAUUGGUUGCGAUUACAUUAGACGAUUUUGAAGGGUGGAUAGAAAUUAUAAUUUGCAUUGUGCUCAUACCCAUCAAAUUGUAUUGUGUCAUGCUUGUGUGGAAAUAUUAUAAAUGGAAUAACAGAGCAAGAGGCUUGGGAGCCGUGGCGGCGGCGGUGGGGUUGGCGUGAUUUGGAUAAAUAUUCUGUAAUUUGUAUAACAUAUAUUUGCUCAUGAAUAAAUUUACACUUUAAUUAUUAUUAUUAUUAUUAUUGAA
Folsomia candida is the source of this 690-nucleotide messenger RNA. RefSeq lists its product as uncharacterized. The coding region runs from base 134 to 604 and encodes 156 amino acids. NCBI's taxonomy places the organism in Eukaryota, Metazoa, Arthropoda, Collembola, Entomobryomorpha, Isotomidae. The transcript is spliced from 3 exons. The record is from RefSeq and is a predicted model, not a curated record.